CCUGAUUUCAUCUGGAAUGUCAUUAUAAAAGUUAAGGCAAGGACAGAACGACAGAUAUCACUUGUUGAGGUUAUAUUACGAUUAGUAUUAAGUUACUGUACUUCCAUUUCUAAGAAUGGACAAUCAGGCAGGCGGCAGCAGAGAUGGGUUUGGUGGGCCGCGUACGCCACAACAGCAGCAAGCUCAGCAAAACUUGAAGAAGACACAAGCACAAGUUGAUGAGGUGGUCGGGAUCAUGAGGGUGAAUGUGGAGAAGGUCUUGGAACGUGAUUCUAAACUGUCAGAACUUGACAACAGAGCAGAUGCGUUACAGCAAGGAGCAUCCCAGUUUGAACAACAAGCAGGAAAGCUGAAAAGAAAAUACUGGUGGAAAAACAUAAAGAUGAUGAUUAUAAUGGGAGUGAUAGCUCUGGUUGUGCUUGCUAUCAUUAUUGUGUUAAUUGCUGGGCCAACAUCUGGUGGAAGUAGUGAUGCUGCUGUUGUUACACCUGCUGUUUCACCUGCCCAAAGUCCUACCAUUGCACCUAAUCAGUAAUGAAUAAUAUUUCCAGUUACAAUGUCAUUACAAUGUUUUAUUAUGGUACUCUUGAUUGAGACCUUGUAUAUGAGUAUAUAUAUAUAUUUUUUUGCAUAGAAUUUGUACGGAAGGGGCUUGGUGUUUGACAUGCAAAAGAGUUUGACAUAUUUAUAAUUUGGCUUAAGAUAGAAGUAUAUUGGAUUUACUUAUAGGUCUACAACCAAUCAUAUAAAAAUGCAGAACUUUCUAAGAAGUGCUGUAGCAAAUGCCUUGUGUGUAUAUAUAUAUAUAUUUAUAUAAGAAUGUAAAUAUUUUAUAAAACUAUAAAUAUUAUCUUGCAAUAUAUAUAUAUAUUUUUAAGUAAACAAUUAGUAAAUUAUGCUAAAAAAAAUGCAGCAUGUUUUUUCAUAGUAUGUAAAUUUUAUUUUUUUGAGGUAAAUGUAAUGAGUAAAUUUUUUUUUCUUUACUUUUACUGAAAUGUUAGUUUUAGGUAAAUAGUAAAUACAUCAUAUAUUUACCUUUGGAAUGAAUAAUUCCAUUAUAUGUAAUUAUUAGUAUUACAUUAUUCUAUAUAUAUUGUAGGUAUCAUUAGUAUUUAAGUCAGUACGAAAUUAAUCUCAUAGUGAACUGCCCUUUAAUCAUCAAAAUACAAAAAAAAAAAAUUGUGAAUUAAGAGCUGCUAAAAAAUUUUUUUAUGGAAGUUUUUCAACUAUUCGAGACAUUAAUAUGAUAAAAUAUUUUAUGGUUUUCAUAAUUAAUUUUUAUUUUAUUUACAAUUCAAGUAAUUUUUUGUGCUUACAUUGGAAGUUUCUGUAGUACUUUUAAAUAAUUUCUGUAUGUUUUAUAUUUUUCAGGUUGUAAAUCUAUUCGGAAAUACAUAAUACCACCAUCUUGAGUAUCUGAAGUACUAUUUAUGUGAUAUUGUUAAACAUAGACACAAAAAUGGUUUAGUUAAAAUUUUCUAAUAUAUGAUGAAGAAAGUUGUAAAUACUACUUGUUUUAUAAAGAUCCUGAUUUUGUGUGAAAUGUUAUGUCCUUAAUACAUAUAUGUUUGCUUGUUACCUUUUCUCAGCUUAACAUUUAAACUGUUACCUUUUCUCAGCUUAAGCACAAAGCAUACUAUUUCAUAUUUCAGUGUAACUAUGUGAAAGUGAUACAGAUGGUAGUGGUUUUAAUCAUGAAUAUGUAUAAAUAUUUAACCAAUUAUUAUUGUUGCUUAUGAUGUUAUGAAGGUUCCAUGAGAUCUCAAAUUUUGAGUAUAUUGUAGUUGUGGUUUCAUGGCGAGAAAAGGUUCAUAUGAAUUUUUAGUAAUAAAAAUCUGUUAAGAUGGCUGGCAAUGGCACAAUAACAUUUCUGCUUGCUCUCAACAAUGUGUGGUAUGUGUUUAGCAAGACACACAUUUAAGCUUCUUGUGACUAAAGCUUUAGUCAUUUCCAAUGGAUUUGUGUAAAUUAUCAACUUAAACUCUCUGAAAGAAAUUCCAAUGCAUGAAUGGUAGAUUGUUGGCCAAGUUGUAAAAGAUAUCAACAUUGAAGUAAGUUGAUGCUGAGUUAAUAAAUAAUAAUAAAGCAUUCUAGAAACAAAUAUGUAAUUAAGUACAUAGCAAAAGAAAGAAAUUGGUGCUUCAGCAAAUACAUAAUUAUAUGUGAUGAUUUUCAUUGUAUUUUUCAUUAUUUUAUAAAGAUAUAAUGAAAGUAUUGUUAUAGACAUUAAGAAUAAUGAGGUUGCAUGGGUACAUUCCAAAAGAGUAUUAAAAUAUGCUGGUUAGUCAAACAAUUUACAGGAAUUCUCACAUUCAUUACAAUAUGCUUUUUAUUAAAAAAAAAACAUCUCAAAUUCUCAAUCAUCUGUUUUUGUGUUGAAACAGUGUGCUGAUAACUGUAUAUUGCCCUGUAAAUGUUUAAAAUACACUGUUCAUCUUUAUGUGCAUGUCAAAACAUUCAUACUCUGAUAUUCAACCAUCUGCAUACUACUAGUUUAGGACUUCACUGUGUAAGACAAAUGACUGCUUUUUAUAGUUUUAUUUUCUUAUUAAAGUAUUCAGUUUAUGAA
This is a messenger RNA of Bacillus rossius redtenbacheri, 2569 nucleotides long. RefSeq names its product vesicle-associated membrane protein 2-like. The record is from RefSeq and is a predicted model, not a curated record. Bases 116 to 535 code for a protein of 139 amino acids. Gene Ontology annotation, molecular function: SNAP receptor activity; syntaxin binding. Gene Ontology annotation, cellular component: plasma membrane; SNARE complex. The transcript is spliced from 6 exons. Gene Ontology annotation, biological process: vesicle-mediated transport; vesicle fusion. Lineage: Eukaryota; Metazoa; Arthropoda; Insecta; Phasmatodea; Bacillidae.